AACACACUUGCAGAUUCCGAGGAGAAGCAAAUCAGGAACCAUUUUCUGGCUAACGAUAACGAAUACCGAUGCUACACAAGUAAGAGGCUCCAGGUUUUGGUUCGAUCUUUCUCCGAUUGCCACGCUCGUCGGUCAAGGCAAGUCACCCUCACACAACCUUGGCAAUGGAAGAGAAGGUAGAUGCUGAGCACCAGUUAAUGGUGGUUGAAGGUUUUCAACAUUCUAUGCAAAUUGUUCCACAAAGAGCACGGUUUCCGUGCUGCAUUGUCUGGUCACCCCUUCCUGUUAUAUCAUGGUUCAUUCCUUUCAUUGGCCACAUUGGCAUAUGCAGAGAAGAUGGAGUGAUACUGGACUUUGCAGGCCCCAAUUUUGUAUGUGUAGAUAAUUUUACUUUCGGGGCUGUAGCUCGCUAUAUCCAAAUCAACAAAGAUAAGGAAUGCCGGGUUUCUCCCCAUCCAUCAGCAUUCAAAGAUGAGGAGCUAUACAUGCAAGAUGAUUGUGGAAGGGAGGCCUUAACAUGGGAUGAUGCACUAAGAAAGGGCACCCAGGAGUUCCAACAUCGAUCAUACAACCUCUUCACUUGUAAUUGCCAUUCUUUUGUUGCCAACAACCUCAACAGGAUGGGCUUCCGUUCUGGUGGAUGGAAUGUGGUGAACCUUGCUGUUUUCAUCUUCCUCAAGGGCCAAUGGGUGAACAAAGCAUCUGUUUUGCGAUCGUUCUUACCAUUUGUUAUUGUAUCUGGUACUGGACUCAUGCUUGGUGGCACAACAUUCCUAACUUUCUUGGUCUUCUUUGCUCUACUUCUUGUGGGUUGGUUCCUUCUCGGUACUUACUGCUUCAAGAAUUUGAUACAGUUGUAGCUUUUGUGUUAUGCCAACCCCAAUCGCACACAAAAACUGUAUUCCAGCAUUCGUAGAUACACACAAAUGACAUUAGCAGGGAAUGUUUUGCCCAAUCUACAACAUUAGAGUGAAGUAUCUUGUGCUCCUCUUUCUUUUCCUCUAUACUAAAAGGUGAAAUCGUGAACAAAAUCAUGAGAAUUGGUGAUCAGAAUAGAGGUGCAAGUUUAGUGGUUAAGGACUUAGGAGUUAAGAACUCGCAAUGGUGCGGUUGUGGGUUUUACUUGUAUAAAUGAGGGGUUUUCUCUAAUAUAUUUUUUCUAAAAUUUGUACCAUUGUUGUAUUAUGUGCUAUUGAAGUCUAUUUCUAUUGGUAAUAUUUACCGAAUAAAGAAGAGAAAUAAAGAUGUUUUGAUCUU
Molecule: messenger RNA, 1257 nt
Organism: Rubroshorea leprosula
Lineage: Eukaryota; Viridiplantae; Streptophyta; Magnoliopsida; Malvales; Dipterocarpaceae
Source: the annotation of a GenBank genome assembly